Dermochelys coriacea (leatherback sea turtle) is the source of this 3999-nucleotide messenger RNA. It is a transcript of the gene AIG1, whose product is annotated as androgen induced 1. The coding region runs from base 214 to 645 and encodes 143 amino acids. The transcript is spliced from 4 exons. The record is from RefSeq and is a predicted model, not a curated record. NCBI's taxonomy places the organism in Eukaryota, Metazoa, Chordata, Testudines, Dermochelyidae. Gene Ontology annotation, cellular component: membrane; endomembrane system.
CACCCUCUUGCCUGAGGAGCUCCAGCGGAGCGCGCUCUCCCCGGGGCCGGGCGCGUCCCCCGCGCACAGAACAAGGGGACACCCAGGCGCGCGCUCGCGCUUCCUCCCUGGGCCGAACGUCGCGCGCUGCCCGCGCGCCGCCGCGCCAGCCUCGCGCGGGCAGCCCGCCCCCGCUGCCUUGCAGUUCGCAGGCCCCGCUUGCAAAGUGGCGACAUGGCGCUCGUGCCCUGCCAGGUGCUGAGAGUCGCCAUCCUCCUCUCCUACUUCUCCAUCCUGUGCGCGUACAACGCCAUUGACAUGCCGGCGCAGCAGACCUAUGGAGGGAGUUGGAAAUUUCUGACAUUCAUAGACCUGGUUAUCCAGGCUGUCUUUUUUGGGAUCUGUGUAUUGACUGAUCUCUCCAGUCUUCUCACCAAAGGAAGUGACAGCCAAGAACAAGAAAGACAGUUAAAAAAGCUCAUUUCCCUCCGUGACUGGAUGAUGGCUGUUUUAGCCUUUCCUGUUGGAGUUUUUGUUGUGACAAUGUUUUGGAGCCUCUAUAUCUAUGACAGAGAAGUGGUUUACCCAAAACUUCUUGAUAAUUUUAUACCCUCUUGGCUGAAUCAUGGAAUGAUUACAAACCAUUCCCUUCCUGUAUUCUUCUAAGAACAACUUGAAUAUUCAUCAAAAGAUAGUUCUACAAAAAGUUUUUGUAUCAGAUAUGCCCUGUGAUGAACCUAGAUUUGGGCCUUGCACUGGAAGGAACAAUAUUAGUGUUUUAAUUUUAUUGCCCAAGCCUUGGUUAUUUAUCUUCCCCGUCAGCAUCUUAAAACCAUGUACCCAACCUUCAUUCCCCUCCUUCGCUUCCCUGUUUUUCUGGCUUCUUCUUUUUUGUAGUUACAAGGGGAAAAAAAUUUCUCCUCCUCCUGGAAUAUUUCUUUCCCUGAAGAUUUGAGGCAACACAUUUAUUUUCUGCUAAUGGAAUUCUUUCCAUGGCAGCAAAUUAUGACUUUGCAAAACAGAGAUUGUUGUGAACUGUCAGUAUCCAAGUGAAGUUGCAGCCAUACAGAGUCAAGUUUGAGUUUGAAUUUGGACUCCCACUGUUACCAACUCACGUGCAUGUACACAUACUCAGCUACUUUUAAAUAGAACAGUUGUAGAAUAGAUGGCCUAGUUAGAUUAUUUUUAGUUUUUGACCUUUUCAGAUAUGAACUACAACACAUUAAAACAUAAUGAGGUGGCACUAUUAUUUAUUUCAUAGGACAGACCCAAGGUAAAAUAUAAACAUGAGGAGGGAGGAAGAAUAAAGACUGUGAUACACUAUCAUUUUUAGAAACAAAUGGCCCGUUCCUUUUGGUAACCCUAAUUUUACACAAGUCUGAUAGGGCAUACCUACUGCACACUAAGUGUGUGGGAAAGGGUUAGCGGCCAACAGAUGGGAAAAGGGUAAGGACCAACCCAGAUAAUUUAUCAGAUUUGAUGACGCAAGAGAGAGAUUCCACUGGGAUUCAUGUAAGAGGAAGAUUUAAAGAGAAGGCUACUGGGUUGGGAGCCUGAGCACAAUAAAAUCCCUCUCCUUCCUUCUAUCAUCAUAGCUGAACCUACUUGGAACAACUAACCAAGAGUUGUGAUAGAAUCACCAUCUCUGGAAAAUUUUAAAUCCAGAUGGGAGGUUUUUCUAAAACCUAUGCUCUAGUCCAAACAGGAAUUAAAUCAGGGAAGUCCUAGGGCCUGUGUUAUAGAGGAAGUCGGACUAGAUAAUCAUAGUGGUCCCUUCUGACAUUAUUUAUGAAUAAUGAUGAGAAGUGCUGGGAGGGAAUUGGUGAGCUUAUCUCCUGGCUCCAGGGAGAGCUGGGAUGACUUAGAUAGAUCUGAGUCAGGGACUGUAUUAACUGUUGUUAGUGCAGGGAGAAAGUCCACCUUAACCCUUGGGAUUCAAUUGAUGGACCCUCUGGGUCUCGGCUGGGAUUGAAAGGAGCAGGAGUUUCAUUAGCUUUUUGUGCUGGUCCACAAUAAAGUCUUGGAAGACACUUUGAAUGCUGAUCCAGCUGCUUCCUUCUUUAUUAAGUUUUGGGAACCUCCAGGCUCCGUAAGAGAGACUGGCUGUUUGAGCUGGAGCUGGAAUCUUGCCACAAGCAAAGCACUCAAUGAGUAACUUUUAUAUACAUCGCUUCUACCUUUUUCUUUAUCAGACUUGUUGAGAGGUGAAUGGAUGAUGAUAUACAGGAUCCACUUCAUAUUCCUUAAAUCCAUUGACUUGUCUGGGUGCCUGGCUAGCUAAACGUAGCUUCCUGGUUUAGAAGUCAUGUUGGAGUACUGUUAACAGUCCAGCUACAAAUUCAAAGCAAAUGAAUAUGGACCCAGCAUAGUCAAACAGCCUGACCUUCCUAAGAAGCACCAAACACAGAAAAUUACACCUGAAAGAUAUUUUUCAGUGAAGUGCUUGCAGGAGAUAUUCUUGACACAUUCCAAUGUGCUUUUCAAGCAUCCUUGUGUUCCUCAAGGAAAGUCCAGCCACCUUUUUCGUGACCCAUGAUAAACCCCUGUGAAUAAAGAUUAUUGGAAAGUCUCCAUUGGGCAAUGCCCAUGCUGUUUCUUUAGAUGUGAUACUGUCCCUAAAACAGCAAUGAGAGUAGCAUGCUUUUCUGAGUAUCAUCAAUGCACGCUGAAAACACAAGGGGACAUUUUUUAAACCUCCAGAUGGUUCAAGAUGAUGGUAAAGCUCAUAAUUAAGAGGAAUAUUUUCAAUCAGUGUGCCAUUUUAAUAGUAGUAGUUUAGUUAGCUAGCCAUACUUUAUCUACCAUAUCUGAAAUGAAGAUUUGUUAACUGAUUUGUUCCCCUCCUACAUAUUCUCUCUGUUAAUUUUGCUGAAUGUUGUGCUGCUUUCAAGGAAUUUUCCUCCCCAAAGCCAGUUACAGAGAGUACAGUGCCACCAGGAAUCCUCUCUCUAUUGUACCCUGGUGCCCUUGGGCAUACAGCUUAUUCAUCAUUCCAUCACAUCCGUCUUCCAAUGACUGAACUUGCAUUGAGCAGAAGCAUUUUAAAACAAAAAAGCCAAUGUGAUCAGAGCCAAAUAGGCACAUAUGUAUUUUCUGCUUAAAGACAAAAAGCAAAAUGUUAUGACUUUUAAUUUUCAUACUUUGCUAUAGCAAGGUAAAAAGCAGUGUGAGGUAUGUUAUAAUUAUAAGAUUGAUCAUAAGCAUUCAUCUUAUCUGCCACACAUAUUAGUAGAGUAUUCCUUUACCUAGGCUCCUACACCUGAUGGAAAGGCUAGAUAAACCCAGGGUAUAUAAUGCAGAUAUUAGUACACACUAGGUAUCUUUCUUUUAGACCCUGCUCCUGUUCUUCAGUAAUCUUAUUAGCAUCACUAGCCCCAAGCAUUUAAAAAAAUGAGUUGGAUCCCAAACAUAAUGACAGAGUUAAAAAUAACUUGUAGAGCUAUUUAUUUGCCUUUUGGUGUCAUAGUCUACAGGUUUCAGAGUAGCAGCCGUGUUAGUCUGUAUUCACAAAAAGAAAAGGAGUAUUUGUGGCACCUUAGAGACUAACAAAUUUAUUUGAGCAUAAGCUUUCGUGAGCUACAGCUCACUUCAUCAGAUGCAUCUAUUCUAUAGGGUUCUUUUUUUUUUUUUUUCAAACUAUUCUCCACAACCAUGAGGGCUUGUGUUUUUUGUUCAUUUGGUUGGGGGACUUAGUGUGGGGUGGUUUGUUUUUUUUUUUUUUUGUGAAAGCUGAGAUUAUCUAAUCACAUAAUACCUCAGCUUCAGGAUUCAAGCAAAACACCAAAUAUUGUGAGACUUGUAAUAAAAUUAGCAACAUUUGAUUUAUCCUUUAUUAUACUGAGAGUUUAAUCAGGCCUGUAAAUGUCAGUAAAUAGUAAGUAAUUCUUCUAUUCUACUUCAUGCUGAUUAGGCCUCAAUGGGAGUAUUGUGUCCAGUUCUGGGUGCCACUUUUCAGGAAACGUGGACAAAUUGGAGAAAGUUCAGAGGACAGUAACAAAAAUGAUUAAAGGUCUAGAAAAC